Messenger RNA from Eruca vesicaria subsp. sativa (arugula), 1418 nucleotides. The record is from the annotation of a GenBank genome assembly. Lineage: Eukaryota; Viridiplantae; Streptophyta; Magnoliopsida; Brassicales; Brassicaceae.
GUUCGGUCACAGUUCCUAUCCUAAUAUAUCCAUUAUCCUCGUCACCUUCGUUCCGACACUUUCAUCAAUCUUCUUUAGAUCUAUUAAUCCAUGGCUUCACUUAGUUAUUACUAGUUGUGUUUGUGUCUGUUUGAUAGUAUUGUAAUAACUUUGUAUUUAAUUUAAGAAAUGGCAACUUUGAACCCUUUUGAUCUUUUGGGUGACGAUGCUGAGGAUCCUAGCCAGCUCGCCGUCUCCAUGGCUGCUGAUAAGUCCAAGAAGCCUGCACCUGUUUCAGGCUUGCCUGCUAAGUCAGCUCCUCCAUCAAAGCCUUCUCAAGCUGUGAGAGAGGUUAGGAGUGAUGCUCCACGUGGCGGUGGACGUGGCCGUGGUGGUUACAACCGUGAUUUUAGAGGCGGUGAUGGUUCCGGAGGUAACAAUGGGUAUUCAGGGGGAUAUAGUAAGCCUUCUGAGGAAGGGGAUGUUUCAAAGUCUUCUUAUGAGAGACGUGGUGGUGGUGGAGGAUAUGGAGGUGCUCCUCGUGGUGGUCGACGUGGUGAAGCUGGUGAAGGUGAACGUCCUCGAAGGGCAUUUGAGCGUCAUAGUGGAACUGGCAGAGGGGGUGACUUCAAACGUGAAGGAGCUGGACGUGGAAACUGGGGAACUCCAGGGGAAGAAGUUCUUGUUGUAGAGAAUGAAGAAGUAGCUGGGGUUGAAACUGAGAAAGAUGAUGCUAACAAGGAGAACACUGCUGAAGUUGAGGAGCAGAAAGAGCUAGAGGUUAAGGAAAUGACUCUGGAUGAGUAUGAGAAAAUACUUGAGGAGAAGAGAAAAGCUCUUCAAUCUCAGAACAUCUCCGAGAGGAAAGUUGAUACUAAAGUGUUUGAAUCAAUGCAACAACUCUCAAACAAGAAGAAGUCUGACGAUGAGAUCUUCAUCAAGUUGGGUUCUGAUAAGGACAAACGCAAAGAUGACAAAGAAGAGAAGGCUAAGAAGGUUGUGAGUAUCAAUGAGUUUCUGAAACCAGCAGAGGGUGAGAACUACUACCGAGGAGGACGUGGUGGUGGCCGUGGACGAGGUGAUCGUGACCGUGAAGGUCGUGUUUCAAGUGGUGGAUUUAGUGGUAACCGUAGUGAAGCUGCGCUUGCCAUUGCGGAUACUGCUCAGUUCCCAUCUCUUGGGGGCAAGUAAAAGAUCCAUCCAUGAACACGUGUGAAACUAGUGAAUGAAUUCAUGCGAUGGUUCACGUGGUAAACUCAGGUGUAAAUGUUUUAGUUGUCGUCAGUUUUAGAUUUUCUGCAAACUUAUGCCUUUUUUUUUUUUUACUUGUCAAACAUUACUCUUUUUUAGUUUACCACUUCUUAUAGUCGUUUAUGUUACCUGUUUCAGACAGAGAAGUCUAAUGUUACCUGUUUUGAGUUAAUAAAAGUUCUUCGUUG